CAUACACUCGCAGAGUGUUCUGUUUCAAAAUACUCUUCCAAAAAACUUUCCGUUGUCUUCUCUCUCUCACACACUCAACACACAGCACACAGUGAGAGAGAGAAAGAAGCUCGACGAAGCUUUGAGACCACCGGAAUAAUAUUCUCUCAACAAAAAUGCCCGCACUUCUCCGAGCCGCCACAGUCGCUUUCCUCCUCACAAUCGGAGCGUUCCUCCCACGCGCCGCCCCCAAAUCCACCAUAGAACCCUGCUCGAACUCCGACACCUGCUCCGCCCUAGUCGGCUACACACUCUACACCGACCUAAAAGUAUCCGAAGUCGCCUCCCUCUUCUCCGUCGACCCAAUCUCUCUCCUCCUAACCAACGCAAUCGUCAUUUCCUACCCCGACGUAGAAAACCACAUCCUCCCUUCACAGCUCUUCCUCAGAGUACCCAUCCCCUGCUCCUGCAUCGACGGCAUCCGCAAAUCCGGCACCGUUUCCUACAAGACCCGCCCCUCCGACACCCUCUCCUCCAUCUCCUCCGCCGUCUACGGCGGCCUUGUCUCCGCCGACCAGAUUAAGGAAGCCAACCCCAAGGCCGACCUCUCAGAUCCUUCCGUCAUUGGCGUGGGCACUCAGCUCAGCAUUCCUUUGCCCUGCACCUGUUUCAACAACACCGACAACAACUUGCCGGCGGUGUAUAUGUCGUACGUUGUUAAGGAUGUCGACACAUUGGCCGGAAUUGCGGCGAGGUACGUCACUACCGUGAGUGAUUUGAUGAAUGUGAAUGCUCUCGGCAGUGCCGAUAUCGAAGAUGGCGAUAUUCUUGCGAUUCCCCUUUCUGCGUGUGCGUCAAAUUUCCCAACAUACGCAAAGGACUAUGGAUUGGUUGUGCCCAACGGGAGUUAUGCUAUUGCUGCUAGUCAUUGUGUGCAGUGCAGUUGUGGACCAGGGAGUCGCAAUUUAUAUUGCAUGCCUGCUUCGCUGGCAGUUUCUUGUUCGAGCAUGCAAUGCAGAAAUAGCAAUCUCAUGUUAGGAAACCUUACGGCACAACUAUCCAGCGCUGGAUGCAAUGUCACUUCUUGCAGUUACAGCGGCUUUGUUAAUGGAACCAUUUCUACUACGUUGUCCACAUCCCUCCAACCUAGAUGCCCUGGAUCACAGCUAUUUCCUUUGCUUAGUGCACCACCAACUGUAGUCCCAAACACGUUCUUUUCUCCGGCACAAUCACCAUCGGAAUCGGGUGGUUUUCCGACAUCAAAUCCUAAUGUGGUGCCUUCUACUGGUGCAGUUCAAGGGUUUGCACCGGUAGGUGGACCUGCCGGAAGUGCCUCCGGUGGUUCCUCCGGUUCUUGCUCCUUAAUGAACCACUUAAGUAGCUUUCCUGUUAUGCUUAUGUUAGGUUUGGCUAUGAAGUUUGUACUGUCAUUGUAAUUUUUGGUUCUUUAAUUUGAAUUAAUGUUGUAUUUAAACAUCACCAAGAACAGUAUGUUUGAUUACCUUUUGAAAGGAUUGUUUUAUUUCAAUAUGAGAUUCAGAUUUUUUUUGAA
This is a messenger RNA of Erythranthe guttata (spotted monkey flower), 1531 nucleotides long. It is a transcript of the gene LYM1, whose product is annotated as lysm domain GPI-anchored protein 1 precursor. The record is from RefSeq and is a predicted model, not a curated record. Lineage: Eukaryota; Viridiplantae; Streptophyta; Magnoliopsida; Lamiales; Phrymaceae.